Molecule: messenger RNA, 768 nt
Organism: Paramecium tetraurelia
Lineage: Eukaryota; Ciliophora; Oligohymenophorea; Peniculida; Parameciidae
Exons: 5
Biological process (GO): nucleobase-containing compound metabolic process
Cellular component (GO): cytoplasm; mitochondrion
Molecular function (GO): ATP binding; AMP kinase activity
Source: RefSeq, a predicted model, not a curated record
AUGGAUACUAAGGCAUACUCAGAAAUCUCUGAGAAGGCAUUAAUCACUGAGUUGUUUAGGAGAUAUCGUUAAACGUAUUGUAUUGCUCGGAAUGCCUGGAGCUGGAAAGGGGACUCAUUCAGCAAAAAUGCUGGCCCAUUUUUGCAUGUGCCAUCUAUCUACAGGAGACCUCUUAGAGAAGAAGUCAGGUCUGGAAGUGAUUUUGGUAAGCGGCUUAAAGGAAUUAUGGAUAGAGGUGAGCUAAUUGAAGAUGAAGUUAUGUGUAAUUUAAUCAAAUAUCAAUUAUCCAAGCCUGCAUGUGCAAAUGGAGCUAUUUUGGAUGGAUUUCCAAGAACUAUUCCUCAAGCUCAGAAAUUAGAUGAAAUUUUAAAAUAGAGUGGAUAAUAAAUUGAUCAAGCUAUCUUCAUGAACGUCAGAGAAGAUACCGUUAUCGAUCGACUAGGAGGUAGAUGGACCCAUCUAGCUUCGGGAAGAACAUACAAUUAUAAGUUCAAUCCUCCAAAACAAUAUGGAAAAGAUGAUAUCACAGGAGAAGAUUUAAUAUAAAGAGAAGAUGAUAAGGAGAGCACUAUUAGAAACAGAUUACGAGUGUAUUAGAGCAAAACCUCUCCAAUUGUUGACUAUUAUAGAUAGAGAAAUAUUUUGCAUGAGAUCGAUGCAGAAAGAUAAGUAGAUGAAAUUUGGAGAUAAAUCAAGAACAUUGUUAAAUAAAAAUGAUUGAUGUAUUUUAUAUCUUAAAAAUAUUUGAAUUUAAAAAGAUCUUAUUUA